Molecule: messenger RNA, 2502 nt
Organism: Rhagoletis pomonella (apple maggot)
Lineage: Eukaryota; Metazoa; Arthropoda; Insecta; Diptera; Tephritidae
Gene: Hsc70-1
Product: heat shock 70 kDa protein cognate 1
Biological process (GO): protein refolding; cellular response to unfolded protein; vesicle-mediated transport
Cellular component (GO): nucleus; plasma membrane; cytoplasm
Molecular function (GO): misfolded protein binding; heat shock protein binding; ATP binding
Source: RefSeq, a predicted model, not a curated record
UACACACUUGCAUACAAAUUUGUUUUUGAAGAAAAUAAUCCAAAAAUAAAAUCUCAAAAAAACAAAGAGCAAUAAAAGUUUUGAAAGCGAAAAAUUACUAAAUACAAAACAAUUACAUUGAACAACUUACAAAUUCAAGUAUUCGGGGCUUAAAUCAGUUAAGUGUCGCUAAAAUUAUUGCAUUAAAUAAUUUGCUACUGCAUUGGCAUAGAAAAUAUUAUUGUUCGGUAACUUUCUACGCGUUCGUGCCGCUGUAACGCAUAUGCGAACGCCGCCGCAGUGGAGCUGCAAAGAGAGAAACUCCUAGAAUUUCUGCGAGUAUCCACCUUCGUCCUGCUAUUCCUCAUCAUAUCACUUUACCUAUACCGUUACGCAUUCUGAGAAGGCGCCUAGAUUUAAGUUAAUCUUCUACUCAAACGGCCAAGCAACCAAAAGAGGUAAGUUGUGGAUAUUUUGUGAAAUUGUGAGAUUAUUUUUUACAUCAACGAAUACUUAUGCAAUGUGCGCAUUCUUUCUGCAUAAUUUGGUGCAACUAAAUUUGGUUCAUCUCUAUGUAUGUAUGUACGUAUAUAUGUACAUAUGUAUGUAUAUAUGUUUGGGCUGGCUAUGCAAUCAACUCAAUGCGCUGCACCAACGUUCACCAUCGUCGCUAUAAUUAAAGCAGCUAGUGCAGCAAGAAACACAGCAAUAACAAAGGCCUCAACCGCACUGUAGCCCGGCAUCAGGCAGCAACACUGCAAUCACAAUGGCUAAAGCGCCAGCAGUUGGCAUUGAUCUUGGCACGACAUACUCAUGCGUCGGUGUGUUUCAGCAUGGCAAAGUCGACAUUAUCGCCAAUGACCAGGGCAAUAGAGUGACACCAUCCUAUGUGGCCUUCACCGAUACUGAGCGACUAAUUGGUGAUGCGGCCAAAAAUCAAGUGGCCAUGAACCCAAACAACACUAUUUUUGAUGCAAAGCGUUUGAUAGGCCGCAAGUUCGAUGAUGCCACCGUGCAGAGCGACAUGAAGCACUGGCCUUUCGAAGUCUUCAACGAGAAUGGCAAACCGAGAAUGCGCAUCGAAUAUAAGGGCGAAAAGAAGAGCUUCUUUCCGGAGGAGAUCUCUUCGAUGGUGUUGACGAAGAUGAAGGAAACCGCAGAGGCGUACCUUGGCAAGCCAGUCACAGAUGCUGUCGUCACGGUGCCGGCAUAUUUUAACGACUCACAGCGUCAGGCUACAAAGGAUGCCGGCGCCAUUGCUGGCUUAAAUGUGCUGCGUAUCAUUAAUGAGCCCACUGCUGCAGCCAUCGCUUACGGUCUGGACAAGAAGGGUACCAGUGAGCGCAAUGUAUUGAUUUUCGAUUUGGGCGGCGGCACUUUUGAUGUGUCCAUACUUACCAUUGAGGACGGCAUCUUUGAGGUGAAGUCUACAGCAGGCGAUACACAUCUGGGCGGCGAAGAUUUUGACAAUCGCAUGGUGAAUCAUUUUGUGCAAGAGUUCCAGCGCAAGUACAAGAAAGAUUUGGCACAAAAUAAGCGCGCUUUACGACGUUUGCGCACAGCUUGCGAGCGCGCCAAACGCACGCUUUCGGCCUCCUCGCAGGCGAGCAUCGAAAUCGAUUCGUUGUACGAGGGCAUUGACUUCUACACAUCCAUAACGCGUGCACGUUUCGAGGAGUUGAAUGGUGAUCUAUUCCGCGGCACCAUGGAACCAGUUGCGAAGGCGCUGCGUGAUGCGAAAAUGGACAAGGGACAGAUACACGAUAUUGUUUUAGUUGGCGGUUCGACGCGCAUACCGAAAGUACAGAAGCUAUUGCAGGACUUUUUCAAUGGCAAGGAGUUGAAUAAGUCCAUAAAUCCGGAUGAAGCGGUCGCUUACGGCGCUGCUGUGCAGGCGGCUAUAUUAUGCGGUGAUAAAUCGGAGGCGGUACAGGAUCUUCUGCUGCUCGAUGUAACACCACUCUCACUAGGUAUCGAGACAGCUGGCGGUGUCAUGACCGUGUUAAUCAAGCGUAACACGACAAUCCCAACAAAGCAGACGCAGGUAUUCACUACCUACUCGGACAACCAGCCAGGCGUGCUGAUACAGGUGUUCGAGGGUGAGCGCGCCAUGACCAAGGACAACAAUAUUCUCGGCAAAUUCGAGCUGAGCGGCAUACCGCCUGCACCGCGCGGCGUGCCACAAAUUGAGGUGACUUUCGAUAUUGACGCGAAUGGCAUAUUAAAUGUGACAGCUGUGGAGAAGUCCACUGGGAAAGAGAAUAAAAUUACCAUCACAAACGAUAAGGGACGGCUGAGCAAGGACGACAUCGAACGCAUGGUAAAUGAGGCGGAACAGUAUCGCAAUGAGGAUGAGAAGCAACGUGAACGUAUCAACGCCAAGAAUGCGCUCGAAUCCUACUGCUUCCAAAUGAAAUCCACAAUGGAUGAUGAGAAUAUACGCGCAAAAAUUUCGGACGCUGAUCGCCAGCUGAUCUUGCAGAAAUGUAAUGAGACUAUCACAUGGUUGGAUACCAACCAGCA